AAAUUAUUGACCAGACAAUGGCCCACAGAAGUCCAAUCUUCCCAACUCUUGCCCCUUCUGAAAGACGGGUCCGAAACAUCCCGCUGCACAGCCAGGCACUGACAGCAGUCCCGCUGGCAUCCGCCAGCCUGGUGGAUCAGCUGGAGGACAGAAUCCUGAGCCAUGAGAAAACAACAGCGGCUCUUGUGGAACACGCCUUUCGCAUUAAGGAGGACAUUGUUUCCACGCUGCACAGAAUGCAGAACAAAGGGGGGGGUGACCGGUUGGCAAGGCAACUCUUGGAAGAACACAUCCGAAACAUAACUGCGAUAGUGAGGCAGCUCAACCGGGACAUCGAGAUGCUGCAGGAACAGAUUCGUGUCAGAGACAAUCUCAGCUAUGGAACAAAUUCUACCCUGAAGAGUCUUGAAAUGCGGCAGCUUUCUGGCCUAGGAGAUCUUCGGGGAAGAGUUGCAAGGUGUGAUGCUGGGUUAGCCAGGCUGUCUGCAGAGCAUAAAAUUACGUAUGAAAGACUUCAGAGUCUAAGUAAAGACCAACACACCUCCAAGCUGAUCUUAGAAUCUAAAAUCAAAGAGGCAGAAAUUCAGAUUUCUCAUCUGCUGAGCAGAGUAGAGCAAUCAAUAAUGCAACAAGAAGCAAAGCUGAAGAUUGCCUACAAAGAGAACAACCAACAGCUGCAAGUCCUGGACACAAAAUUAAAAAAUGCUGUUGAGGAGCUCACCAGUCAGAUUUUGUCUGCACGAAGCUGGUUGGAACAGGAACAUGGAAAAACUGAAAAAGAGCUUGUGCAAAAAAUUGACCAACUCUCACUGACUUUUAAGGAAAGCACUGAAAUGAGUGAGAGAGGUAUUGAGAUGAAAUUCAACCAAAUGGCAGAGAAAAUUGAGAGAAUAGAAGAAAUGCAGAAGAUAACCAUGGAAGGACAUGAAGCAAAACAGACUGAAGAAAAGAUAAAUAUUCGCAUUGUCAAACUUCAAAAUGAGAUAAAUGAAGAUGUAAAAGAAAUGAAAGCUGAAGUUAAUGCUGGGUUUGCAGCUAUCUAUGAGAGCAUUGGGUCUCUMCGGCAAGUUCUAGAGGCCAAAAUGAAGCUGGACAAAGAUGAGCUCCAGAAGCAGAUCCACCAAAUGAAGCAGGAGGUGCCAAGAUGGGGAGAGGCUGGACCAUGAGUGCAAAAUGCUGU
Malurus melanocephalus (red-backed fairy wren) is the source of this 1180-nucleotide messenger RNA. It is a transcript of the gene FAM81A, whose product is annotated as family with sequence similarity 81 member A. The record is from RefSeq and is a predicted model, not a curated record. The transcript is spliced from 8 exons. Bases 18 to 1166 code for a protein of 382 amino acids. Lineage: Eukaryota; Metazoa; Chordata; Aves; Passeriformes; Maluridae.